Molecule: messenger RNA, 1574 nt
Organism: Pseudo-nitzschia multistriata
Lineage: Eukaryota; Bacillariophyta; Bacillariophyceae; Bacillariales; Bacillariaceae
Source: the annotation of a GenBank genome assembly
GAUGAAUACCUUUUCCRUUGCAUGCAUCCUUGCUGUUUUGGGAGUCGCCCAUGGUUUCUCCAUGACCAUGAACGCUGCUGAGCGUACCUACAUCAUGGUACGUACCCGCGGAAAGGAUGCUAUUUGUUCGACCACGACAURUGCAGACGUGGAUUUAUGCUAAGUUGUGCUAACAAAAAUGUUGUUUUAUAUCAUCACAGAUCAAACCUGAUGGAGUUCAAAGAGGAAUCGUCGGUAAUAUCAUCAGCCGAUUUGAAACCAAGKGUUACAAGUUGUCUGCCAUGAAGACCAAGCAAGCAACCAAGGAGCUUCUCGACGAACACUACAAAGAUCUCGUCGAUAAGCCUUUCUUCCCUGGUCUCAGAGAUUACAUGAUGAGGUAAGAAAUAACGAAAAUUCRCAUGUGGRGUAAUCAUGUUGAAGAGCCUGUCAAAAAAUGAAGUGCAAAGGAAUGUGUUUGGCAAWUCCAUUAUUUCGACAUCUCAUCGUAUCCUGCAUCUUUCUGUCGGUGCACAUCACAUUUGAUAUUAAAGCGGCCCUGUUGUCUGCAUGGUUUGGGAAGGAAAGGAAGCCGUCGUCACUGGACGAAAGAUGUUGGGAGAAACUAACCCAUUGGCCUCGAGCCCAGGAACCAUCCGAGGAGAUUUCUGUAUCGAGGUGGGACGAAACAUCUGCCACGGAAGUGACUGCGUUGAAAACGCCGAGAAGGAAAUUGCUCUUUGGUUCGACGAUGAUGAAGUGAUUGACUGGACAAGCCACUCCAAGGACUGGAUUUACGAGUAAAUACUCUGUCCUCCACUUUAGAAUUUAAAAGGAUAAUACUACUUUCAUUCUAUUGGUGCAAUUUKAGAUUUUUUUCUUACAAUUUCCYUCCGCAGCGCAAUGGAUCAUUUCUUGUUGUUGGUCGUACGUGGAAACAAGGGGAUAGAUUGCGUUCUUAUUUUUUACUCUCGGCUUUGCUGCUGUAAUCCAUUUUCAAGUGCGAUUUUUCCUGGGUGGAAAAUUAUCMUUAGAUCAUKGUAAGCCUCAGCUGCUUUUUCCAAGACUAUCAUCRAUCUCACAUGAUUCUGGGUCAGGUUGGGGCUCCGUGCAGUGCACCACUGUUGAUCUUGUUAUCUCGUGUGCUAAUAACCGAAAAUCUGGUUCGGGAUAGAAUCUAUGUUGAGGACUAUAGAGUCGCAACGAUCCAACACUGUUCAUGUAUAGAUCGCAAUACCGUCUCAGCGAAUGGGCAAAUAAGCUGGGCUGAUAACGCGCCCGGAAAACACUACCAAACGGGUUUCCAAGCAUGUUUGUCUCUCGAUCUCUCCACAUAGAUACUAACUUUUCUAAUUUGUCYAGCACCAACGAGUCUUCAACGGUAUAUUCUCUUGUGCCCAUUUCCAGUUGUACUUGUCUGAGUGCAGUCAACAAAAUUGCUAUGGUUUUUUCAGCCAGUACAUGGUCGUUAGAUUGUUGAACAUCUAACUCAAAUCCAACCUCCGGUGUCACAGCUGCGGUAAUCCAUCCGUAUUCUCGUUUGGCAUCAACCAAAUCGGCAAAAAGGGAAUCUCCAAUAUACAACACGUUGGAAU